ACUGCGCCAGUCACCAGCGCCGCUUGUGUGUCCGUGCCAUCCGCUCUGAUAUUUUGGGUUAGAUUCAUCUCAUAACGAUCUCCACACACACAUACACUCACACACAAAUAGAGAUUGGUUAUCGUAUGUCACACUGGGUAUAAGCGGCUAAACUCCGCCCCGACAGCUCCUCCAGCUGAUAGCCUGUGUGUUGAAUGUUUGGGAUUGUUGUGAUGGGAGGCCGCAGCCAUCUUGGAUCAGCGCCGCUCCACACCGAGCAGCAGGAGAGGACGGACGUUCACGGCAGCGCCAGUUAGCUAACGUUAGCUGCUCGGCCAGGUUAACCACAAUCCGCGUCGCUGUGCGGUGCGGCUAUGCUUCACAGUAACGUUACAGACGCUAUUUUUCUCCGUUAGCAGCCGCUUUGAGAGCAUAAAAAUGGGUACAAAGUGUGUUAAGCGGUUAACGUUAUAACUCCGGAGAGGGCGGCGGCGGCGCAGAUCCUCGGUAUAUUUUUUAAAUUUCUGGAUAGAGGAGUUACUAUGAAUGGAGGAUAAAUGUUGCCAAAGGCUGACAGCAGCAGUUUCGUCCUCUUCUCUCUUCUCUUCGUCCUCACGUUAACGGACCCACCACGGACAGGUCCGCGGCUAGCUCUGGCAAGAUUAUUGUCAGAGCAGCGCUGCAGCCCUGGGCAGUUUGCCUGCCGCAGUGGGAAGAUGCAAUGUAUCCCAAUGUCCUGGCAGUGUGACGGCUGGACAGCAUGUGAGGACAAGAGUGACGAGAUGGACUGUCCCCCUAUAAAAGAGGAAAGGUUUCGUUUUGGCAACGGAUAUGACCAGGUAGAAGAUGUCAUCGGUGUGGCUCAGCCCGUGCGCUUCAACAAGAAAUGCCCCAGUGGGUGGCACCACUACGAGAAGACGGCCAGCUGUUACAAAGUGUACCUGAGGAACGAGAACUACUGGCAGGCCGUGGACACUUGUCAGAAAGUCAACGGCUCGUUGGCCACUUUUGUCACCAACGAGGAGCUGCAGUUCAUACUGAAGAUCGAGGUGGAUUUUGACGACAAAGUCUGUGAGCGCAGAGACCAGUGCAAGUUUUGGGUGGGCUACCAGUAUGUGAUCACCAAUCAGAACCACUCCCUGGAGGGCCGCUGGGAGGUUGCUUACAAAGGAUCGAUGCAGGUUUUUCUGCCACCUGAGGGUCUAACCAAUUUUGGGGAGGCGUCUCCCACGCAGGACAACGUCUUCUGUGCCCAGCUGCAGCGCUUUCAGAUCAAAAGCAUGAAUGAGCGAGGCCUGCACAGCUGGCACGCUGAGAACUGCUACAAGAAGUUCCCCUUCCUCUGCAAAAGGAGGCAGACGUGCGUGGAUAUAAAAGACAACGUUGUAAACGAGGGCUACUACUUCACCCCUAAAGGGGACGACCCGUGUCUGAGCUGCACGUGUCACGACGGUGAGCCUGAGAUGUGUGUGGCAGCUUUGUGUGAGCGUCCGCAGGGCUGCCAGCACUUCCGCAAGGAUCCUAAAGAGUGCUGCAAGUUCACCUGCCUGGACCCAGAUGGAAACAGCCUGUUUGACUCGAUGGCCAGCGGUAUGAGACUGAUCGUCAGCUGCAUCUCUUCCUUCCUCAUCCUCUCCCUGCUGCUCUUCAUGGUGCACAGGCUCCGUCAGCGGAGACGUGAACGCAUCGAAACUCUGAUUGGCGGAAACUUGCACCACUUUAACCUUGGAAGACGAGUCCCAGGCUUUGACUACGGCCCGGAUGCCUUUGGCACCGGCCUCACUCCCCUGCAUCUGUCUGAUGAUGGAGAGGGAGGCGCUUUCCAUUUCCAAGAGCCUCCUCCACCGUACGCAGCCUACAAAUACCCUGACAUCCAGCACCCCGACGACCCUCCUCCUCCGUACGAAGCCUCCAUCAACCCAGACAGCCUCCUCUACGUGGACCUUGGACACAACGGGGUUUCCAUGGUGCCGAGCCAGAUGAACGCUAUGGGAGACGGGCUUCAGUCCGAUAUUCCCAACGCCCCUGCCCCUGUGCCAGCCUCGGCGCCGUCCUCUCAGGAGAGGGAGGACUCCAUAGAUAGCAGCACCCUCCUGGUGGGGCCUGACACCCCGACAGAUGGCCACGCCCCCGCUUCCAUGCCCACGGACUGCGCCUCCACCCUCAGCACCGUAGUAUAAUAGGACUGUGGACGGACGGCGGGGAGCUGCAUCCGGACAUUACCUGCUGGUUGAGGAAGGUCAUGAGUGCAUUCUGCACCAAGAGAGGACGCAGCAGACGGUGGUGUCAUUUGUCAAAGUGCUGACUGCAGGGAGUUAAAGUUUGUACAGACACAUCAGAAGCGGCGUGCUUCUUUCAAGUGCAAGGAUGCCCUCUUUCUGAAGACUUUCCUGCAGUUGGCCUUCUGAGUUUUUUUUUUUU
Molecule: messenger RNA, 2400 nt
Organism: Epinephelus lanceolatus (giant grouper)
Lineage: Eukaryota; Metazoa; Chordata; Actinopteri; Perciformes; Serranidae
Gene: dgcr2
Product: DiGeorge syndrome critical region gene 2
Cellular component (GO): membrane
Molecular function (GO): protein binding
Source: RefSeq, a predicted model, not a curated record